Limulus polyphemus (Atlantic horseshoe crab) is the source of this 546-nucleotide messenger RNA. RefSeq lists its product as uncharacterized. The annotation marks the transcript as partial. The record is from RefSeq and is a predicted model, not a curated record. Lineage: Eukaryota; Metazoa; Arthropoda; Merostomata; Xiphosura; Limulidae. The transcript has 5 exons.
AUGACUAAAUCUUUAGUAGUUGCCUUUUCUUCGGCUCCAACCGUCGCUGUCGACUGGGAGUGUUUUAUUGAUCACCUUGAGCCAGUCAAGGAGCCGCUUCUCCUUAGGAUCGUGCCAAACUUGGACAGCUCUACGUCAGAGUUUCUAAAACUUGUGAUAAGAGAAAGUCCUGGUCAUCUUGUCGAAAGUAUCAUUACAGUUGAACCUGAAGAUCUGACAAUCCAAGGGAGAUCAUUGGAGACAAUUUUCAUCACUGUGUCAACAGCUUCAACGAACUUUCCCCAAAUACAAGGCAGCAUACUGGGUUUCGUGACAAUGGAUGCCCAAGCUUACAGAUCAAGCGAUUCCGAACUAAUGAGUCCGGACUUUACUGAUGUACCGCCUUUUCGAGCUCAAGAUCACCGCAGAGUCUGUUUCUCCCAGUUCCAACUGUUUGCUAAAUGUGAUCGAACGAUGGUACAAAGUUUAUUACAAGAUGACGGUGAACAUCAUUACGUCACCACCGACGGAAACAUUCGAAUAUUCCACCAGGACGACUCGCAACAA